AUUUGGUCACGAUGUACAAAUAUAGUUAUUAUAUUAGAAUCUUAUUUCAGAAGAUGAGCUCUGAUGUCUGUGAGCGAAAAUUUCACGAGAGACGAAUCCUAUUCCUAUUCUUGUCGUAGUGUCGUAGUCUACUUCUACCUUAUCAAAUUCAGAAUUCUCAAGGAUCAAUAAAAGUCUAUGAUCUAGGAUCCGUGAGGUUCAUCCGGAGCAUCAGAACCACCCAAGAAUAGAAGACGCCGGUGAUCCUAAUCGGGAACCAAAAAGUGAAAGAGAAGGAGGAGAAGACAAAAGUAGAGAACCACUAAAGCAAGUAGUGCAACAAUUAAAUAAACACCUUUUUUACCUCUCGAAUGGGUAUACUACUACUUCUACUACUACUACUAUCUUAAGGGUUGAAACAUUUCAUUUUUACAAGUCAUUUUCCCCUAUUCCCUUCUUGUUAGGAUUGGGAGAAAUGGAGGCAAGAAAUGAAUUGUUUCAACCUCUAACUAUCAUAGUGGCAGGAGCAGCCAGACCCAGUCCCAGAGCUAGGGUUACACAGGGUAAGAUGUCACGCUCUUCAGCACCACAUGCAGCAGGUCCACGGGAUUAAGGCGAAGAAUCUAAGAAGCUGAAAAAAAAUCUAAUUUGAAGCGUGGUCAUCUUGAUCGCAUUGUUGCAUUAUAAGUAUCUGGAUGUGACGCAUCAACUGGAUCAUGGAGUAAUAUCGAUGCGCUUGCUCGUCUCCUACACUUGUUCGUUACAAGUCGGAUCAUCUAUCAAAGACAAAGGAGUGAUCAUGAAGAUGGAAUGCUCCUCAAGGCCAAAGUAGAUUAAUCUAUCAAACACAACCUGGACAUUUUCCUCGUUUACAUAAAAAUUUUUGGUCCUCAGGAGUUCGCUAUUUAUUAAGUCUAAAUACAUGUUGUGUCCAGUUUCGGUGGUGGAGCAACAACAAUCCUCGAUCAUGCUACAGCAGCAGCUUCUUCUUCUUCUUCUUCUUCUGCUCCAAGAACAGUCCUCCCUUCUGCCACUUCAGCGUCUUCGACUUCCACGACAUCAAGCAACACUAAUACAAGCAAUGCUAGUACUAGUACAACAAUCCCUAUGAAAGAAAAAAGUGCCCUCACACUCAAAAAAAGUGGCUAUUUUCCUACUUAAAUCCUAGCCAAUUUCUUGAGUGUGAGUGCACUUCUUCGCUUCAUAAUCCCUGCUUCAUCUAGCACGAGCAGGAGGACACGCCUUUCACCUACUUCUUCAAGAUCCGUGUUGUGUCUCUACACUGGAGGGACUAUUGGCAUGCGCAAGGAUGCAGACACCGGCGUUAACCAUCCCGUGGCGCAUUAUUUUCCAGCGAUGCUGAAGCGUCUUCCAAUGCUGAAUGAUCCGGAGUGCGAGACGGAGGAGUUUGUAGUAAGAGGAGUCUGUAUUAAGUAGAGUUUGUAGUAUUAAGUGAUAUGAUCAUGUUGUUCUUGUUGAUGUUGGGAAAAAAAGAGGUAAUUAAGGAUAGGAUAGAUGGCAUUGCAACAUGGAGUAGAGGACCCGGCUUUCUCUUGUCUCCUACUGAAGAUGAAGUGGAGACUUGUGGCAUAUAUUAUUGUAGAUUUGAUAGAACAAGAGUAAGCCAGCAGAGUGGACGGCGAGUUCAAGUAGAGGAAUGGAUUUUCACCACUACAGUGACUGAAAAUUUGCUAUCUUGCUUUGCCUUUGUCUAGUCUAAUCAGGAAGCGAACCUACACUGGUCCGGAACAAGUAGAACAUCCAGAGCAUCAACAUCACGAAAGAACGUCUCAAGAUCUAGUGACGCAUCUUGUGUCGCCAGAAGUUUUAGUUGGCGCACGGAUGCAGGUGACGAUUGUAGAGUAUCCAAAACUAUUGGAUAGUUCGAACAUGACACACCACGACUGGCUAAGAAUGGCGAAAGAUGUUGCAAGAAAUUACGAUAACUUUGAUGGAUUCUUUAUGGCGAGGAUGGUAUUUGAGUUGAGUAUCUAAUCUUAUGUGGAACUAGAAGAAUAGGGAAGGUGGCCAACGGGGGCGGUGACCUUCUCAUUCUCAAGAUGAGGAAGGAAUUGACUUUCAUUUUCAUCUUCUGGUGAUGCUCAAGGGUCUUUGGAACAACUUGUUUAACAUACAUUCUUGCACCAGAAAUAGUUUCGCCAGCAUCGUCCAUCACCAUGCCAAGGUGCUUCGGGUGGUCAAAGUGGUGCAUCUAAUUGCCGCAUCGUCCACGGAACGGACACAAUGGCUUACUCUGCUAGUGCGCUCUCCUUCUUCUUCGAAAAUCUUUCCAAGCCUGUGGUUUUCACAGGUAGCCAAAUCCCUAUGGAGCAACUCAGGAAUGAUGGAUUGAUUUAUGGCUGGUCGUCAGAUGUCAUCAACUGAGCUCAACACUUCAUCUAGUUCUAAACUCUUUAUGGUGGUGGUGGGUAGGAGACGUAGAUGUGCUUGUGCUGCUGUUUAGUGUUUGUGCUUGUGGUUAUUUCAUUUUUUCAGACUGACGACCAGAAGUGGGAGAAAUCGUGAAAAAAUAACAUAGGAAGAGAAGGAGCCCGUAGCUGCCAUGCAGUUUCAUUUUUCUAGAUCGAAUAUGGAAAGAACCAAGUACAAGUAUAAGAAACAAUAACAAACCUUUAGAGUUACACCUCUUACUUUCCAAUUCCUGAACUGUGAAAGUGUAACUACAAGUGGAACGCCGCGACUUGUCGGCACCUCGCGUGUAGACUUAGCAAAGGCGCCCUAUCCUAACCUAUCCUAACCUAUCCUAACCUAUCCUAACCUAUCCUAACCUAUCCUAACCUAUCCUAACCUAUCCUAACCUAUCCUAACCUAUCCUAACCUAUCCUAACCUAUCCUAACCUAUCCUAACCUAUCCUAACCUAUCCUAACCUAUCCUAACCUAUCCUAACCUAUCCUAACCUAUCCUAACCUAUCCUAACCUAUCCUAACCUAUCCUAACCUAUCCUAACCUAUCCUAACCUAUCCUAACCUAUCCUAACCUAUCCUAACCUAUCCUAACCUAUCCUAACCUAUCCUAACCUAUCCUAACCUAUCCUAACCUAUCCUAACCUAUCCUAACCUAUCCUAACCUAUCCUAACCUAUCCUAACCUAUCCUAACCUAUCCUAACCUAUCCUAACCUAUCCUAACCUAUCCUAACCUAUCCUAACCUAUCCUAACCUAUCCUAACCUAUCCUAACCUAUCCUAACCUAUCCUAACCUAUCCUAACCUAUCCUAACCUAUCCUAACCUAUCCUAACCUAUCCUAACCUAUCCUAACCUAUCCUAACCUAUCCUAACCUAUCCUAACCUAUCCUAACCUAUCCUAACCUAUCCUAACCUAUCCUAACCUAUCCUAACCUAUCCUAACCUAUCCUAACCUAUCCUAACCUAUCCUAACCUAUCCUAACCUAUCCUAACCUAUCCUAACCUAUCCUAACCUAUCCUAACCUAUCCUAACCUAUCCUAACCUAUCCUAACCUAUCCUAACCUAUCCUAACCUAUCCUAACCUAUCCUAACCUAUCCUAACCUAUCCUAACCUAUCCUAACCUAUCCAAACCUAUCCUAACCUAUCCUAACCUAUCCUAACCUAUCCUAUCCUAUCCUAGUCCAAAACGGUCUAAGGCUCGAAUUUAUGUGGUGCACUUCAAUUGGCGGCUUUCUCCGAGAUACCGGAAGUGACCCUCUACUUCGAUUCGAAGCUGUAUCGUGGUUGUCGUGUCACCAAAAUCGACUCGACAAACUUGCACGCGUUCGACAGUCCGAAUUUUAUGAGCACAUUCUUGAUCUACAAACUACUUAUACAACUUGGUUGCAACCGUUUGAAGAUUUAGAUUUUGAAGAUAGUCCGAAUUUCAUCAUGACGACCACAGUCCUCCGACCACAUUCUACAAACUUGUACAACUUGCAACCGUUUGAAGGUCCUACAACUCCCGGAGUUGAAUUGUCUCAACCUCUAACACUGCUUUCCUGAGAAAGAGACUUAGAGACAAGACCUCUUCUAAGAAUCGUCCACCACUUUGCAUUGCUGGCAUACAUUAUCGGUUUUCCAAAGGAAUACGAGGCUCUCCGCGGAAUCAAUCAGGAGUAAGGCAAAGGCUGAGGCUCGUCUUAGGGUCCCUAGAAGUCCAUGAAGAUCAUGAUAACAAGCAAGUGGAACAAAUACAGGCAAGAGGUCUUCAUUAAUACGAUCACCGCGACCAGCACCAACAUUGUUUAGUACCCAUCUCCAUUAACUUCAGGUAUACAAAAAAAAACACAACACAAAAAAACAAUGCUUUGUCUUCAUGCAUACGAUCACGUGCCAUCACUGGCCCUCCACCAAGGACUUCGCCGUUCUCUUCGUCUCCCUCAACGUCGUUUUCAAUGCGUUUAUUGGCACAUUUUGAACACCGGAUAUCGAUAAUUCGCAUUUUUUAUGUUGACAGGAGAAGACGCAAUCGUUGCGAGUUGACCUCGUCUUGCCGGUGAUUCGACAUGAUCACCUGAGACGCAAUGAUGAUGAUGACGAACUAGUACUAGGCUCCGUAAUUAUUAGAAUAGAAGAUCUCUAUUGCUUAUACUGUUUCGAUGUGAGUGAAAUAACUGGAAAUAUCUGAAAAAAAUAGUGACAGCGCAGCUUUCUUCCUGCUAACAAAAUUGUCCAAUUUAAAACCAACUAAGUAAAAGUAAUCCCAAAACCGUAGUUGACCACUACUUCCACUAUGACAGAGGACAAAUCAUAACUUUCGCACCCACUCCACUUCUUUUUCAUUUUUUUCCGGGUAUAUUUACCACAACCCGCGAGACCUUAAUGGGUUUACGCGGUCUUGUCCUACAGACAUUUGGCGAAGGGAAUGCGCCGAGUGACCAGGGAUACUUUUUAGACUCUCUCAAAUUAAGGCUUGAUGUAGUUGUGGUUGUUGAUGGCAAGAACCUUUUAAGUGGCAAUGAUGAUGAAAAGUAUCUAUAUCGUCCGCACUAUCUUGUUUUUAAUAAGGUCAUGGAGGAGCUAUUGUGUCAGGAGGAGGAGCUCUAACAAGCGAGGCAAUUGAUCGUGGCUGCGUUGUCGUAAACGUCUCGCAGUGCCUCCGAACGCAGGCGCCGUCAAAGGGAUUAGCUUUAAGACUCUCACUAUCUUCACCAGGAUGACUCCUCUAUCCACCAGGAGGAAUACGCACGACCACGUCUUUACCAGGAGUAACUAUUUACAGCUAAGCUGGAUCUAUUUCGUUUACCUACUAGCUGUAUCUAGUAUGGUUCUUUUUCUCUUGUACGUUUACCUAAGUACGUACUAGUUGUACACGUCAAAUAUCACAAGAAUAAGAUUAUCAUUAAUAAACCCCCUGCUGCUGGUCGGUGCUUGUCCUUGCUUUAAGCUCAGCACCCAUAGAACCAGACGAACAAGAGCCGCUGGUGUCACAGAGUGCGUCCUAUGCGACAGGAGCAGCGUUGGAGAGUAUAGUUAAGAGUAUAGUUAUACAAUUACUAAUACUUCUAGUAAUAGUAUGUUCUUGGUGAAGUUGACCUCUCCCUGAUCGUAUCUUCGACCUUUUCAAUGGGGAAAAGGCUAGAAGAUAUGCGAGCUAUAAUGUCGUAGGCCACUUAUGGAUCUACCGCUAAUAUAAGCGUGGUCUCCGGAGGUGAUAUGACACCAGAAGCCGCUCUAGUGAAAUUGGGAUGGCUGUUGGGGAGUUCCAGAUUGACACCGAGACAGGUUCGUAGCUGGUUUCAACGCGAUUUGAGAGGAGAAACGUCUUCUAUUAUGAUGUAGGUCUAGGUCUAGGCUCACGUAUUCUAAUGUAGGUCUAGGUGUAGGUUCGUAGCUGGUUUCAACGCGAUUUGAGAGGAGACAAUAUGUGGGUAAGAAGUGCAAUGUCUUCUAUUAUGAUGUAGGUCUAGGUCUAGGUCAUUUCACGAGUUGUUUAUGAUGUUGGGGAAAAGGCUGGGUCUGGCAGAAGGCUGUAGCACAGGGUUGAUGCUGCGCUCGUUGUACUUCUUGGUACUAGAUAAGGGGGCCUCACUAUAGCGUAAGAAGUGCAAUAAUUCAGCUCAAAGCCGCUCAGGCGUCAAAAGAUACCUCCAGAACAGGUAAAUGGAUGAAGGAAUGAAUAAAACUACGCGGGUGAUCGUGUCGCGCUUCCUUCUAAUUUCAGCUCACACUAUCUCCAAGGCCAAUUUGGACAGCACUCGCCGAGGCGCAGUCGGUUGUAGUCUUGCUAUUAAAAAGAGCGAAUACAACGAAUGGUGUUGGUGGCACUGGAACUGGAAGCGAGCAUUGACAAACCAACUCCAGAAAAAGAGGACGCGCCGCCUCACAUUCACCCGAUGAAGAAGAGAUCGCAACUUUCGUCUGUGAAUGGAAACAUCAAAAAGUAGAUUAUUAUGUAUGAUAUUCGUGGAUAUUGUUUGAUAUUUUUUCAAAAUUGAUAUGAGCCAAAUGGGGUUCAGCUCCUCGCCAGGGUGGUCAACAUGUUAAGAUUGAUACAGAUAGAAGUUCUUCCUUAUUAAGUUUUUUCUUACUCUUGCUGGAGAUGGUGCUAGUAGUCGUAUCGAAAAAUCCAAAGCAGCUACAGCUAGGUAAAGUGUGAUACAAUUUCAAAAACAUACAUGUUCAUGUUGUAAGGAGACACUACUCAGAGACUCCGAUUUGUACCAUGCAUAUGCUAUGACCGCGACGACAGUGAGGACUGCGACGCCUCCUAAUCUUCAUCUGUCUUAUCGUUUCAUCUGUCGGGAGAAAA
Molecule: messenger RNA, 6701 nt
Organism: Amoebophrya sp. A25
Lineage: Eukaryota; Dinophyceae; Syndiniales; Amoebophryaceae
Source: the annotation of a GenBank genome assembly